AUGGAUGAUGAUAAACUUGUGAUGUUUGACGCCAAUGGCGCUAUUCGCAUGUACGAUCCGGAGAAGUUUGACGAGUUGCUGAAGGCCAUUGAGGUUGGAAAGCGCUUCACCACCCGCAUGGAUGACUUCAAGAGUAUUGUCAACCAAACCAUGACGAUUGUGGAGAAACUUGGAAAGGCCAUUGAAGAGGAGAAACUGAAGGCCAUUGGAUCUCGCAAUAUUGUGGAGAGUGAGGCGGAGGAAAGAUUCCGCACCGUGCAGGAGGCACAAGUGCGACUGCGUGAAAAACAGACAGAGUUGGAUCGAUAUGUGGUGGAGUACAACUCCCUUCGUAAAGUAGAAGAGGAACAGGAACUUAUCAUUCAGCGUUUGAGUCAAUCGGCACAGGAUUAA
Molecule: messenger RNA, 393 nt
Organism: Trypanosoma theileri
Lineage: Eukaryota; Euglenozoa; Kinetoplastea; Trypanosomatida; Trypanosomatidae
Product: putative intraflagellar transport (IFT) protein
Exons: 1
Coding region: 1-393 (130 amino acids)
Source: RefSeq, a predicted model, not a curated record